Messenger RNA from Meira miltonrushii, 1544 nucleotides. RefSeq names its product MFS general substrate transporter. The record is from RefSeq and is a predicted model, not a curated record. The transcript has 2 exons. Gene Ontology annotation, molecular function: carboxylic acid transmembrane transporter activity. Gene Ontology annotation, biological process: carboxylic acid transport; transmembrane transport. NCBI's taxonomy places the organism in Eukaryota, Fungi, Basidiomycota, Exobasidiomycetes, Exobasidiales, Brachybasidiaceae. Gene Ontology annotation, cellular component: plasma membrane. Bases 1 to 1542 code for a protein of 513 amino acids.
AUGAUUGUCAUCAUCGUUGCUUUCUUUCAGAACUUACUUCGCAGAGCAUGCGAGAACUUCUUUUUACUCUUCAAAUUCAAGGAUGACCCGGUGGAAGAGGGUAAAGAAGAAGGUCGCAUUCGUUACGGCGUCCGCAAGCCCGCCAAUCCGAUCAAGUUGCUUUCUCGCCUCGAACCUCAUCAUUGGCUAGCACUUUUUAUUGGUUUCCUGGCAGUUUAUGUGGAUCUUUUGGAUUUUUACGUUCUUGCGGCAGCCAUCAAAAAGAUUUCCACUUACUUUGGGACCUCAAAGACGCACGUUAGCGACUCCCUCACCUACUCCAUGUCGAUGAGAAUUGUUGGUGCAGGACUUUUUGGCCUACUCGGAGACUACUUUGGAAGGAAAUGGCCUUUAGUUCUGAAUCUUUUCAUGCUUGCAGGACUUCAAAUUGCGUCAAUUUACUGUCAUACGAUUGAUCAAUUUUUAAAUGUAAGGCUGAUUUUUGGUCUGGCGAUGGGUGGUGUGUAUGGUCUUGCUGCUUCAAAUUUGAUGGAAAACGCUCCACCAGAGAGUCGAGGUUUGCUUGGAGGAAUCUUUCAAUCAGGAGCCGCAGCAUCGGGCUUGACAUCUGCUGCAAUCAAUUUGGGUGUAGGUCCAAAGCCAGACAGCUGGAAAAAGAUGUUCUGGAUUACCAUAGGUCUGACUUUUGGAGCAGCUGUCGUUCGAAUUCUGAUCCCAGAAUCAAAACAAUUCAGAGAUGCGGCGAAACGUAAGAAAAAUUCCCUUCACGGUCAAACAUAUAAACAGAGGCUGAUCAAGUUUUGCAAAGAAUUCAGAAAAAUGCUAUUACUGCAUUGGCAAACAUUUGUCUAUUGCUGUAUUUUUGUAACGCUCUUUCAAUGGGCAGUACAUACAUACGCUGACAACUACGUCACCUUUCUCAUCGUCAGCAAAGGAAUGACCAACAGCAGGGCUAGCAAGAUCACAAUGAUUACAAAGGCAGGCUGUAUUAUUGGAGUAUGGACAAUGGGCUGGCUCGGAGAAUAUAUAGGACGUAGAAGAAUGGCAGCUUUUUCUGCCUUGAUGGCUGCUAUCACAUUGCCAGCAUCUAUUGUGCCAACGUCUUUUUCAGGUCUUGCAGCGGGCGGAUUCUUUUAUCAAUUCUUCUUCGAAACAUAUGGUGCAAUCCUUGCAGCCCAUCUCAACGAACUUUCUCCAAUCGCUUUCCGUGCAGUGAUGCCUGGAAUUGCCUAUCAAUUUGGAGCUUCGGUUUCUGCACCUGCAGCAAUGAUCGUUAACGAUAUUGCAGAAGAUAAGUUCAUUAUGCAAAAUGGUAAACGAGUGGAAGCUUAUGAGCCAGUAAUUGGAACGAUUAUGGGUAUAGUAUAUUUCCUUCAAAUCGUCUUUUCUUUGUUCGGACCUGAAAAGAGAGGAGCUGAUCUGGCUCACUUCAAACCGGCCGGACUCGAAGAUGAUGAUGAAGAGCUUCCAAUUGGUCAUCAUCUCCCUGAACGUGGAAGAUCACAAAGUGACGUCAAGGAUGACAAAGUUCCAUCGUUGUAAGC